AGAGGGCAGGCCAUCGCAGGUCUUGAGCCUCAUCUCCUCCUAAGAGGAGGAGGAGGAGGAAGAGGAGGAGGAGGAAGAAGAAGGCUCUCUGGAUGUCCCUGGCCAGGCAGCAUGCGCCCCGAGGCAGCCAAGAAGAAGGCAAGGAGGGCCAGGGAAGAUGAAGCGCUGUCAGGGAUGACCCUGGGGACCCCAUCCCAAUGGCGUCCUCGCAGCCUCUGGAACUGACCGUCUUGGGGAAUGGCCCAGGGUCCAGCCGCCGAACCCCAGAGGGGGAGACAUCGUCCGCAUGGACAGCUCCCAGGUUGGGCAUCGAGAAUGCCUCUUACCAGGGGGAGGAGGAAGAGGAAGAGACCGAAACAUCCUUCCGGAGCGGUCAAGGGGCAGGAAGCAGGAGCACGGCACUGUCCAGGGGAGACCUCUCUCCACGGUCGGAGGAUGCCACUUUGUCGGACUCACCCGGGACCUCCGUAGACUACGGCUUCAUCUUGGCUCUCGUCUUCUUGGUCGGAGGGAUUUUGCUGGUGAUUGUGGCCUACAGCAUCCCGCGGGAGGUGCAGGUCAACCCGGACUCGGUCUCCGCCAGGGAGAUGGAGCGGCUGGAGAUGUAUUACGCCCGCCUGGGCUCCCAUUUGGACAAGUGCAUCAUCGCAGGGCUGGGCCUGUUGACUUUGGGUGGGAUGCUUCUCUCUGUUCUCCUGAUGGUGUCCAUCUAUAAAGGGGAGCUCUACCGGAGAAGGACAUUCCCGGCUUCCAGAGCUCCCCGAAAGACUUACGGAUCGAUAAACCUGAGGAUGAGGCAACUUAACGGAGACGGGGGACAAAACUUGGUGGAGAACGAGGUCGUUCAGAUGACGGAGGCUACCAAUGUUGGCUAGAGCUGCUAAUCUUUCUUCAUAAAUGGUGGAUCUCAAAGAGUCCUUAGCUGAAAAGUCUGUAGGGUGGUGUUUUUCUCCUUCGUUUGCAGUUGGAUGGUUCAUUCAUGUUUAAAGAUAAGUUUGUAUCACUGAGAGGAAGAAAAUAUGGGAAUGUCACCUCUUCUGUGUUGGGAAGCUGUCCAAACCACAUCUCAGGCCAAACUAUCUUGACACUUAAAUAUAAAAAUAUUAAAAAAAACUUGGGGAAAACCAAAUAUGGCUUUAGAUUUGAUGGGGGAAGGAGGAGCUUCUUUGGGACACAUCAAGUCUAGAGAAGACAUGAGCUCCACUCCCCCAAAAAGAAAUGUUUUCUGUGCUAUGUACAGUCCUGGGACAUUCCCCAUAUAUCCCUUGGUAGCUUUUCGACUGUUGCACAACCAAAUUGCCUACGCCGACGAUGCAGAGCCAAAGUCCCUUCUCUGAGGUCUUGGUGGACUUUAUUUCCAUACUUAUUUACGGGAGGCCUGGACAUUGGAGCUAGGUGACUCUUUUUGUUUUGUUUUCCACAGCCAACAAUGUCUUAGCAGUAGCUCCAACUGGAAGAGAUGCAGAAUUGAACAUCAGCUUUGACCCUCAGAAAAUAUUGGAAGUUCCCUCGCUUGAAUGAAAAGUAAUGCCUCCACCUUCGUUACUUGGGUUUGGAUGGGAAUAUUUUAAUAAACCAAACACAGAAAUAAUCCUUAGAAUGUGCUCUGUAACUACCACUAUUCACUUUUUCACAUAAUCACCAGACAAUUGGAUACAUUUCUGCCAACGAUG
Messenger RNA from Anolis sagrei ordinatus, 1673 nucleotides. RefSeq names its product transmembrane protein 74B (gene TMEM74B). The record is from RefSeq and is a predicted model, not a curated record. Lineage: Eukaryota; Metazoa; Chordata; Lepidosauria; Squamata; Anolidae.